This is a messenger RNA of Cornus florida, 1576 nucleotides long. Its product is annotated as GDSL esterase/lipase LTL1-like. Gene Ontology annotation, molecular function: hydrolase activity, acting on ester bonds. Bases 88 to 1200 code for a protein of 370 amino acids. The record is from RefSeq and is a predicted model, not a curated record. NCBI's taxonomy places the organism in Eukaryota, Viridiplantae, Streptophyta, Magnoliopsida, Cornales, Cornaceae. The transcript is spliced from 5 exons.
AAAAACCCUAUAUAUAUAUAAAACCACCAAUUUCCAUUCCCCAAUUCAAAACUCAAGAAGCUCCUUAGUGAGAGAGACAAGUCUCCCAUGUCUAGUCCAUUUCUUGUUACCAUCUUGGCUGUUGCCCUACUAGUAGUGUUAUUGGGAUGCACAGUUGCACCACCAGCCGAGGCGCGGGCUUUCUUCGUGUUCGGAGAUUCCCUCGUCGACAAUGGCAACAACAACUACUUGGUGACCUCUGCACGAGCCGACAGGCCGCCCUACGGCAUUGACUACCCUACACGCCGCCCCACCGGACGCUUCUCCAAUGGCCUAAACAUCCCUGACCUCAUCAGUGAGGCGAUCGGGGCGACGGAGUCCACAUUGCCGUACUUGGACCCUGCCCUCAACGGACAAAGCCUACUUGUUGGCGCCAACUUUGCUUCGGCAGGAAUUGGGAUCCUCAAUGACACUGGAAUUCAGUUUGCGAGCAUAAUAAGAAUCUUUCAGCAAAUGCAGUUCUUCCAACAGUAUCAGGUAAGGGUGAGUGCGCUGAUUGGACCAGCACAGGCGCAGCGUCUAGUGAACGGCGCCCUGGUCCUGAUCACACUAGGUGGCAAUGACUUCGUCAACAACUACUUCUUGGCGCCAGUCACGGCAAGAAGGAUCCAAUUUGGAUCCAAUCUCCAGGCGUUCUCCCGGUAUCUCAUCUCCGAGUACCAGAAAAUCCUAAUGAGGCUCUACGACUUGGGAGCUAGGAGGGUCCUGGUGACGGGAACUGGACCAUUGGGUUGUGUCCCGUCUCAGUUAGCCGCGAGGAGCAUCGAUGGGAACUGCGCGCCAGAGCCCCAACAAGCUGCGGCCAUCUUCAACCCACUCCUUAUCGAAAUGAUUAGAAACCUCAAUGGGAAGCUAGGCUCAAAUGUGUUUGUCGCUGUUAAUGCGAUGGAAAUGCAAAAUAACUUCAUCAGCAACCCCCAAGCCUAUGGUUUUGUUACAUCAAAGGUAGCAUGUUGCGGACAAGGACCCUACAAUGGACUUGGACUCUGCACCAUUGCCUCAAAUCUCUGCCCUGAUAGAGACGUUUAUGCAUUCUGGGACGCCUUCCAUCCAACUGAGCGGGCAAACAAAAUCAUUGUCCAAACAAUCGUGGGUGGAUCUACCAAGUACAUGUAUCCCAUGAACCUAAGCACCAUAAUGGCCAUGGACUCUAGGAACUGAUAUAAGAUCACUCCGAAGAAAUAUUUAGAUAAGGAUAUAUGUAAUCCAUAUUUCAAUUUCCCUCGAGUAUUCAUUGUUCAUGUCCUCUGUCUGGAACUCCAGUUUGGCUAGAUGCACUUCUGUCAAUCCCAAUUGAAAUGCAUAGUCAGUAAGCCUAAGUAUAAGGGCUCGGUAGAAGUUAAACGUAGAGCAUUGGUCCUAUAUUCAGUAAAUAUGUUUCAUGUUUUAGUGCACUUAAGGGGCACAAGUGAUUUUUCAUUAUUGAUCAUGUAGCGUCUCAAGUUCUAGUGAACAAUUAUGUUACCAUAACAUGUUGAGUAGCUUGGAAUAUUGUGAAAGAUACAUGAAAUAUAUCAACCUGUUUGUCAUUUGAUUA